ACACAAUCUGGGCUGCGCCCCAGCCCUCGAGACGUACACGUACGUCUCCGCAGAACAAUCCUCCAACUUUCUGUCCUCAGCCCGUCCAUCUUUGCCGUCGAGUCCGACGACAACUGUAGCCAUGGCCGCCCCAACCGGUAGCAACCCUCCCAGCGCAGCCUCCAAACCCGUCGCCUCACCAGUGCCCUCCGUCUCCACCGUUUCUUCAUUGCACUCGCAACCCGAUGCCCAGUUCGCUCUUCCGCCUCCCUCGCAUCCUGGGGUGAACGGCGUGCAGGCGAACGGCGAUGCGGCUCUAAAGCCAAAGAAGCCCACGAUGACGUCGCGCAUCAGCGGCAUGUUUGGCCGAAGAGACGACAGCAGAGAGUCUUCGCGUAUCAACCUCUCCGAAAAGAACGCCGAGUCCAAAGCUGCAAACAGUGCCGCGUCAACUGUCUCGAGCACCACCGGCCGCCCGGCGCCCUCGCGCCAGGCAUCCGCCACAACCAAGAAGAAAGACGCUGCACUCCCUCCAUACAGACGCUACUGGGUCAACGAAGAUGGCACGCACGAACAUCACCUCAAGGUUGCGAAGCGCCAAGAGAAGCUGACCGAUAUGUUCCAGAACCUCAUGAUGGGCAAGAAGAAGGAGGGACACCACGACGAGCAGCCCCUAAGCUUGAUGGCAAACUGGGUCGAUGUCAUGCGGAACGAGAAGGAGAAACUUGCAGAACAGAAGAAUUCCAGCACCAAUACUUCUCAAACCCUGGUUCAGAAAUACGGCAAAUGUCAAGAGGUGGUCGGACGCGGUGCCUUUGGCAUUGUGCGUGUUGCGCACAAGACUGACGCAAAGGACCCCAAGCGCGAACAGCUAUAUGCUGUCAAGGAGUUCAAGCAACGGCCAGGAGAGUCUUCCAAGAAGUACACCAAGCGUUUAACUGCCGAAUUCUGCAUUUCUUCCUCAAUGCAACAUCCAAACGUCAUCAACACAUUGGAUCUCCUUCAGGACGACAAGGGCAUCUACUGCGAAGUUAUGGAGUACUGUUCUGGUGGCGACUUGUACACUCUCGUUCUCGCAGCUGGCCAGCUCGAAGUUGCCGAGGCUGACUGCUUCUUCAAGCAGCUCAUGCGGGGCGUCGAGUACAUGCACGAGAUGGGCGUGGCGCACCGUGACCUAAAACCCGAAAAUCUCCUCCUGACCCAGCACGGCUCCAUCAAGAUCACCGACUUCGGGAACGGGGAGUGCUUCCGCAUGGCCUGGGAAAAGGAAGCUCACAUGACUGCUGGACUGUGCGGGUCAGCUCCUUACAUUGCUCCGGAGGAAUACGUUGAUCGUGAAUUCGACCCGCGUGCUGUCGACGUGUGGGCCUGUGGCAUUAUCUACAUGGCCAUGAGGACCGGACGUCACCUUUGGCGUGUUGCUCAGAAGGGCGAGGAUGAAUUCUUUGAUCGGUACCUGGAAGACCGAAAAGAGGAGGCAGGCUACAGGCCCAUUGAAGUUUUGCGACGGCGUCAAUGCCGUAACGUGAUCUAUUCGAUCCUUGACCCUAACCCGACUCGUCGGCUCACAGCCCACCAAGUUCUCUUCUCCGAAUGGGUCAAGGAGAUCAAAGUCUGCCGCGCUGGCGACGAAGGCUUCUAAAAGUAUAUCGGGGCCAGGGACACCAAUCGCUGAUGCUAUCCUCCAAGUAGCACUGGCGCUCAAUUUCGUCAGUCUGGUCUGAUUACGACACUUCUUCCCCAUCUCGAGCCAACUGAAUCCAUGUCGCCCUCAGAGACUCGAUUUAAUACCCCUCGCCGAUUCUUCUCUUCUUUGCAACUCAGCAUAGACCAGUUCUAGCGAG
Molecule: messenger RNA, 1823 nt
Organism: Lindgomyces ingoldianus
Lineage: Eukaryota; Fungi; Ascomycota; Dothideomycetes; Pleosporales; Lindgomycetaceae
Product: Pkinase-domain-containing protein
Exons: 2
Coding region: 122-1621 (499 amino acids)
Biological process (GO): intracellular monoatomic cation homeostasis; protein phosphorylation; intracellular signal transduction
Molecular function (GO): ATP binding; protein serine/threonine kinase activity
Source: RefSeq, a predicted model, not a curated record